Plectropomus leopardus (leopard coralgrouper) is the source of this 4442-nucleotide messenger RNA. It is a transcript of the gene pak4, whose product is annotated as p21 protein (Cdc42/Rac)-activated kinase 4. Gene Ontology annotation, biological process: protein phosphorylation. Gene Ontology annotation, molecular function: protein serine/threonine kinase activity; ATP binding. The record is from RefSeq and is a predicted model, not a curated record. NCBI's taxonomy places the organism in Eukaryota, Metazoa, Chordata, Actinopteri, Perciformes, Serranidae.
CGACACACUUUGUAUUUACAGCCCGAGGCUACAGCACUUUGUGUUUUCAGUACAUAUAUCUGUAUAUUUUUCCUCGCAAAAAUCCCUCCUCUGCCACCGGCUCCGUUUCUGUCUUUUUUUCCUAUGGAGACGUAACGAAACUUCCGACCGAGUUUAAUUUCUUUGCGGAAACAACUUUUGUUGCUGCAGGGAGUCCGUUUUCCCCCUUCGUCCUUAGCUGCGUUUCCGACAUGAGAUCAGGUGGAUAGUGUGUCGCCGUACCUGGGACUAAACGUCUGAUGAUAGGCUGCAGCUGCCACAGCCGCCAUCAUGUUCACCAAAAAGAAGAAGUCUCGUAUCCAGAUCUCUGCUCCAUCCAACUUUGAGCAUCGCGUACACACAGACUUUGACGAGCAAGAGCAGAAGUUUGUUGGGUUGCCGCGGCAAUGGCAGUCACUCAUCGAGGACACAGCCAAAAGGCCCAAACCCUUUAUCGACGCGACCGUCAUCACUACUGUAGAGCCACGCAAGACAAUUGUUCGUGGCAGCAAGCUUGGAGUGGACGGCUCUCUGACCUGGCUGCUGGAUGAGUUUGACACCAUGUCUGUGACCCGUUCCAACUCCCUGCGACGAGGCAGCCCGCCCAUCCAGCCUCGCAAGGACUCGAGCUCCUCAGUAGGAGGGCAGGAGAACGGAGAUCCUCACCACAGACACUACUCACACCCAGACAGAGACCGACCCAGACCCGACCACCACCAGGUUGGGGGUGACCCCCGCCAGGGUCAGCGUGCGCUCCGUCCUCCUCAGUGGGAUGAGGGAGUCCAGAGUCGGCCCCAGCAGCAGCCCCGGGGCCAAGAGCCUAGCAGAGCCCACAGGGACAGACCAGGUUCCGGCCCUCCUCCGCCCCCUCACAGGGACAGAGAGCCUCGAGACCGGGACCAGGUGGAUCAAACCACUGACCACAGGCCAAAGUCCAGCUAUAUGGUGCGGGACGGCAGCCCUCAGUCUCCCAGAGACAAGAGGCCUCUCUCUGGGCCCAACAUCCGCACCCCGAACCUGCCAGUAACAGAGGGGGUCCUGAAAACUGCCCAACAGACCACACGGCCAUUCAACACAUACCCGAGGACAGACAGUGAGGGCGGACGCAGCCCCACAGGACAGCCGGUUCGACACCAUGAAUCCUCCCCUCAAAACGGCCCUUCUAGUGGCUCCAGCCGAGCGUCCUCCGGCUCCAAGCCCCCUGUAAGUCACCCACACCCUCAUCACACCUCCCACCCCAGUCUGACCCCUGAGGCCACCCAGCACCCUCACACCCCUCACCCCAGCGUUCCAGCCCCGCGGCCCCCUGUGCCCUCUGGGCCCCCGGCAUCAGGUGCUCCGUCACAGGGCCGCUCACCACAGAGGGAGCCCCAGAGGGUCUCCCACGAGCAGUUCAGAGCGGCACUACAGAUGGUGGUGGAUCCUGGAGAUCCACGGACCUACCUGGACCACUACAUAAAGAUAGGGGAGGGGUCCACGGGGAUUGUGUGUAUUGCCACAGUGAAGACCACCGGCAAACUGGUCGCCGUGAAGAAGAUGGACCUGAGGAAACAACAGCGCAGAGAACUCCUCUUCAACGAGGUGGUGAUCAUGCGGGACUAUCACCAUGAGAACGUGGUGGAGAUGUACAACAGUUACCUGGUGGGAGAUGAGCUCUGGGUUGUCAUGGAGUUUUUGGAGGGAGGAGCUCUCACUGACAUCGUGACCCACACCAGGAUGAACGAGGAGCAGAUUGCCACAGUGUGUCUGUCUGUCCUGAAGGCGCUGUCUGUCCUCCACUCGCAGGGUGUGAUCCACAGAGACAUCAAGAGUGACUCCAUCCUCCUUACUCAUGAUGGCCGUGUAAAGCUGUCAGACUUUGGUUUCUGUGCCCAGGUGUCUAAAGAAGUGCAAAGAAGGAAGUCUCUGGUGGGAACGCCAUACUGGAUGGCACCAGAGCUCAUUUCCAGACUGCCUUAUGGACCAGAGGUGGACAUCUGGUCUCUGGGUAUCAUGGUCAUAGAGAUGGUGGACGGUGAACCGCCGUACUUCAACGAGCCGCCGCUCAAAGCCAUGAAAAUGAUCCGAGACAACCUGCCUCCCAAACUGAAGAACCUGCAUAAGGUCUCCCCGCUGCUGAAGGGCUUCCUGGACAGGAUGUUGGUUCGAGACCCGGCUCAGAGGGCCUCAGCCAGCGAGCUUCUUAAACACCCCUUCCUGACGAAGGCGGGCCCGCCGUCCUGCAUCGUCCCCCUGAUGCGGCAGAACAGGAUGAGAUGAGACAUGUGACACCAGGACCUCCAGACCAUGGAGCGCAGCAUGUGCAGGUUCAGGUGGAACAGAAUACUCCUGCACACAGAGGGGCGGCCCACAGUGGUCAGAGGUCACGGAUGAGGGGUCGGGCAAAACUGUCAGAUCUGUGAGCUGCAGAGUGUAAACUGGAUGUGCAGGAGUAUUCUUUAUUUUUUUCAUAUGUGAAUCACUGAACUGGGGUUGUAUUCCUUUAAUGAGAGGCAAUAAGAUGGUGUGUGCGUGUGUGCGUGUGUGCGUGUGUGUGUGUGUGUGUGUGUGUGUGUAAGUAAGCAAGCCUAUGUUGGCAGCACUGUUAAAUACAGUGUUUCAUGGCAUGUGUGAGAGCAGAGAAGCCACAACUUGCCUGUCGCGUGAUUUUAGCCAAUUUCAUUUAAACAUUCUCUUUUAAUUUCGGACCUGGAACGAUUGUGGCUGUUUUAUUUUUACAAUGGGACCUUUCCUGGAUUUUAAGUGUGACGGUGGAGUUUUGCACACCAGUCGGAUGCUUUGAAGGAGCCGUGAGCCCAUUGGCUGACUUUAGAGAAACACAGAGCGAUGUUCUAAUAUCACUCUUUGAUGAUCUGGAAGCAGAAUUUUGUCACUACAGAUUUCUCUCGCGGACUCAAACACUAUCCUCAUCACACCCAGAACUUACUACUGAGGGAGGAAAUCUUUUGACUCAGAUGUGAGUCAGACAGACUUUUAUUUUGUAGCCCUAUAAAUACUAACUUCCUGUUGUAAACAAGCAAACACACACUAAGUCAAAAGGUAAACACUGGAGUUGUUUUUUUUAAUUCCUCCUUAUUUUCCUGUGUAAGUACAAUGAACAUAGAGAGAUAUAUCAGUUUUGAUGUUUUGCUAUCUCUAUUUUGUGAUUGUUUUAUUAUAAUUAUUAUUAUGAUUUGUUUCAAGGUUUAUUUUAGAGAGAGAUGUGAUGAUUUUUGAAGCACUGUCGAUGAGAGAUAGAAGCUGCACUCCCGGUUGAUUCCAGCGCACAGAUAAUAGACACUAGACAUUUUAUAAUUUCUUUUAUUUUCUGACAAGACCAGAUAGGACGUACUGACUUGUUUUACAGAACUAUGAAAAGACAGCAUACAAGACACCCCCUUAAAACUGAAUGGGUAUAAAAUCCUGAUGAAGCAAAAAAAAUCAAAAAGUCUUUUUUUUUUUUUUUUUUUUUUUUUUUUACAUGUUCUCUUUUUCUUUUCCAAAGAUGUCAUUACAAGAGAUGGAAUACUUAACAUACAAAACAACCACUUUUAUAUCAAUCAGUCAUACCAGGUUACCUUGAGUUUGUGAAGAAAUUUAGUUUUUCUCACAUGCCUCCAUGGCAAAGGGAAAACAUAUUGAUUUAUUGAUUUAUUGGGGACCAUAUUAAACAAUAGCAAAACAAUAUCAAAACAUGUGUUGAAAACUUCUUUCACAACUGGUGCAGCGUAAUCAAAGUCCUGUUUAUCCAGUUAUGUGAUUAAUGCCCUCCAAUUACAUGAAUUUUCACAAAAAUCAUACCAUUUAAAACUGACAGUGGAACACGUGUGCUGUCUUGAAAGCCAGACUCUAAUGCUAAGUUUGUUUUUUUUAGUGUUUUGAAAUUAAAAAGGCCUAAACGAGACUUGGAUUACACUGCCCAAGUUGUGAGGGAGUUUGCAAACAGGUGUUUUGAUAUAGUUUUGCUGUAUUAAAGACACUACAUUUUACACAUACAAUUACAUACUGCAGCUGUAGAGAUGCACUGUACUCAAAUGGAAAAACCAUUGCCUGUGAGGCCUUGUACCAAGAGUAGGAUAUGAGCAGGAAGUACUCCAUGCUAAUUUUCUAAUAUUGUUGAUAAUAACUGCAAAGCACAGCGAGCAAUGAUUUGGAGAGAAUGACGUGACCAUGAACUAAAGUCGCUGUUACUGAUCAUUGAUGUUUUGUAGCUACACUUCUUGGAAGUUAUAAAAAAAAUGUUUAGUCAUGUUUAGUUGGACUCAUGUACAAAAUAAACAUCGCCCUCCUGCUGUUUUCAAACCGGUGUUAGGGGAGCAAAUGUAACGUGGACUCACUGUAUUUUGGAACACUUGCUGUGGUAAUUUUGCUUUGCUGCUUUAACCCUUUGAAACCUGAGCAAAUUGGCUUGAUAUCUUUGGGAAGACCGCGGCAAGCAACUUAAG